This is a messenger RNA of Epinephelus lanceolatus (giant grouper), 3424 nucleotides long. It is a transcript of the gene klc3, whose product is annotated as kinesin light chain 3. The record is from RefSeq and is a predicted model, not a curated record. Gene Ontology annotation, biological process: microtubule-based movement. Gene Ontology annotation, molecular function: kinesin binding. Gene Ontology annotation, cellular component: cytoplasm; kinesin complex. Lineage: Eukaryota; Metazoa; Chordata; Actinopteri; Perciformes; Serranidae.
GAGCUAAGAGCCGAGGAGGCAGCAGGUGAAUCAUUUACAGAGCUCUACUUUUUUACCGUCCCACCUGUUCAACAGUAAAUAAACUGAAACAUACUGGGAGCGGAAAUGUCCCCUUGUAUAUGACCGGCUCCGCUUUCCAAAUAGAAAUAAUAAUAUUAUCUCAGAGUGGACGAAAAGACGAAACCACGCCGCCGGAGCCUGGACUUAGCAGGUCAGUUGUUGUUACAGGAGGAACCUCAGAGUGGGAGCCAUGUUGUCAGCGGAGGAGAUUCUGUGCAACACGCAGCAGGUGAUCGCCGGGCUGGAGGCGCUGAAAGGAGAGAACCGUGGCCUGCUUGAGAACCUGCAGGAGGCUAUUGAGAGCCUGCCAGUGCCUGAGAGUGGCAGCGUGGAGCAGGAGAAGAGUGACAUCAUCCGCCAAUCACUGGAGAGGAUAGAGCUGGGGCUGAGCGAGGCGCAGGUGAUGAUGGCGUUGUCAGCUCACCUGGGUUCACUGGAGGCAGAAAAACAGAAGCUGCGCGCUCAGGUGCGUCGUCUCUGUCAGGAGAACCAGUGGCUGAGGGACGAGCUGGCAGGUGCUCAGCAGCGGCUGCAGGACAGGGAGCAGGAGGUGGUCACCCUGGAGGAGCAGAAUAGACACUUGCAAUUCAUGUCCUCCAUACGCAAAUACGACCUGGAGGAGCCGCAGCUGGAUGACAAAGACACGUCUUCCACCAAGGAGUCUCUGGAUGACCUCUUUCCCACUGAGGACGAAGAACAGUCUCAGAUGUCCCAGCCUCACCACAGCAGUGCAGCAGCUGCAGCCCAGCAGGGCGGCUACGAGAUUCCUGCCCGCCUUCGAACACUGCACAACCUGGUCAUCCAGUAUGCAUCCCAGGGACGGUACGAAGUCGCUGUGCCACUUUGCAAACAGGCUUUGGAAGACCUGGAGAAGUCCUCAGGCCACACCCACCCAGAUGUUGCCACCAUGCUGAAUAUACUGGCGCUGGUGUACAGAGACCAGAACAAAUACAAAGAAGCAGCUAACCUGCUAAACGACGCAUUGGCAAUAAGAGAGAAAACUCUUGGAAUGGACCACCCGGCUGUGGCAGCAACGCUCAACAACCUGGCGGUGCUUUAUGGGAAAAGAGGAAAAUACAAGGAAGCAGAGCCGCUGUGUAAGAGAGCUCUGGAGAUCAGAGAAAAAGUUCUUGGUAUAGACCACCCAGAUGUUGCCAAGCAGCUGAACAACCUGGCUCUACUGUGUCAGAAUCAGGGGAAGUACCAGGAGGUGGAGCAGUAUUAUGAACGUGCUCUGCACAUCUACCAGAGCAAACUGGGACCAGACGAUGCCAAUGUGGCCAAGACAAAGAACAACCUGGCAUCAUGCUAUCUUAAGCAGGGGAAAUACAGACAAGCUGAGGCUCUAUACAAAGAGAUCCUGACCAGAGCACAUGAAAAGGAGUUUGGAUCUGUAGAAGGCGAUGGUCGUCCCAGUUGGUCAGGUGCUGAGGACGGUGGCUCCGGACAGGACGGACUCAGUAACCUGAAGCGCAGCGGCUCCUUCACCAAACUCAGAGAGUCGAUACGCAGAAGCAGUGAGAAACUGGUCCGCAAGCUGAGAGGAGUCGGAAUGGAGGAAGCAACCCUGAGGAAUGCUGGGAUGAAGAGGGCAAACUCUCUGAAUGUGUUGAAUGUUGGAGCCAGAGAGAGUCAGGAUGGCACCCAGUCGAGCCGUUUGACAAAUGUCCGAGGCCUGAGCUCCAGCACGCAGAGCCUGACAAGACGAGGUUCACUCGGUGGUACCAGCUAACACACACACACACACACACACACACACACACACUUCCAUACAGUACCACUCAACAGAUAACAGAUGUUGGUACAUUUAUCGCUCAUAUCAGAUGUCUGACACCAAGUGGAUUCCCCACUUUCAGUCCCCUGAAGAAAAAAAUGGAGAUAGCUGUCACAACUGAAGACGAUGACGAUAAAAGUCAAACAAAUUUCUUAAUCAUGACUAAUUUAAAAAACUAAUGUCAAACAAUAUAACAUGUUUGUCUCUGGUAAUGACAAAUGUGUCCAAAAAGUGUGGUCACAUUUCGACUCCACCUUCACAUAUCAGCAUUGCACUAAAAUCUUUUCUUCCUGUUCACUUGAAGUUCAAUAUCAUUCCUUCCUGGUUUUGGAUUAGACACAAACUCAGCUUCCUGAUUUCAAGUUACCUAUAACCUUCAAAAUUAAAGAAAAAACAUAAUUUAGACCACCAACAUUUCACUGUUAGAAAAAGUUUUAUGGAAGUUUUUACAUUUCUGUAUUUAAACCUGACCAUGUCAUUUGCAGGUUAACAAACAUUAACAAUAAUACAAUUAAUUUUAAAUUGGACAUAUUAGGUGUUUCCUUUUAGGUACAUUUAUUAACGUCACUGAAAAACCUAUUAACUUUAUUUAUGUUUUUAAUCUUACAGAUAAACAGGCAUGUUGACAUAACAGAUUAUCUUUUAUAAAUCCUGUUGAGAAGCACAGGGAUGUGAAGUUGUUUGCACAAUGAUCAAAACGUGAUGUGUUUGUCAAAAAGUACAUGUUACAUUUGUUUUACGAGGGAGAAGUUAAGCUAUGAAGUUUAAAAUGUUGAAGAAGUUAUUUAAAUGUGUUUUGCCUUUACAAUGUGCAGGUCAUUCCAAUUAUAUUGUUAAAGCUAAUGAAAAAACACAAAUGUUUACUUCAGCUGUUUUGCGCCACAGUCCAGUUUUGUCAUUCCAUAUUUUGAGAAUAAGGACCAACUUUUUUAAUUUAAAAAAAAGAAGAAGAAAAAAAAAACACCAGCUGUUCAAAAUUAACACACGUAUGUAUAUAUUUUUAAAGAUGGCUUUCCAAAAAGAUGGAUAUUUUUGCACAUUGUGAGUUAUUAUGUUUUCAAUCAAUCAAACUCUCAAACUGAAAAUCAAUCGACACUUCAGUUUUAAUGGCACACACUUCAAAAUUCAGCAGUUAUGUGUUUGUUGUGAGCUUUUAAUAGUCAGUUCAGAAAAUAGAUAUAAGCUCUCUGGAUACCCAAAGUUACUGCUGUGUGCCUGAGUCAGUGUUGAUGACUCCCAACUGGCCUUGGAAUAAAGUAGAACGGAUGGUUUGGAUUUUUUCAGUGGGGUUGUAUAAGGUAUUUAUCCAUAGUCAGUGUAUUACCUAUAGCAGAUGGCGGUCUGCACACCCCUAAUUUCGAGAAGAAGGCAGGAGUACCGACACAGAUGCUAAGCAAUGUACUGCUUUUCAAUAUCAGUUUAAGUGUACACUAUAUUUAGGAUCUUUUCACUGCUUUACCUUGCUGUCAGACAGACCUUUCUGACAGAGAACUAAGGCAAUUAUAUUCAUCUGUGCUCUCUUCACAGCCAUCAGAUUCCUUUGACAAAAACAGAGCCACUAGCCUACCACUGCCUCAAUCAGUUACUUUG